Alternaria incomplexa is the source of this 954-nucleotide messenger RNA. RefSeq lists its product as uncharacterized. Gene Ontology annotation, biological process: intracellular protein transport; vesicle fusion; exocytosis. The record is from RefSeq and is a predicted model, not a curated record. Gene Ontology annotation, molecular function: SNAP receptor activity; SNARE binding. Gene Ontology annotation, cellular component: endomembrane system; SNARE complex; plasma membrane. Bases 1 to 954 code for a protein of 317 amino acids. NCBI's taxonomy places the organism in Eukaryota, Fungi, Ascomycota, Dothideomycetes, Pleosporales, Pleosporaceae. The transcript is spliced from 3 exons.
AUGGCUGCUGCGGACGAACAGUACGGAAACAAGGGCUACGGCCAGAUAGGAUCCUAUGGCGGUAACCCCUACGACGCACGCGACGCCAGCCCGGCUGGCUACAACAACUACAACCAGGGCGGCUAUGGCGAUGUAGAGAUGCAAAACUACCCCGGCGGUGGCGCCAGCGCGAACCCCAAUGCCAUCCUCGACGAAUGCCGCGAAGUCGACCGCGCCCUCGACGACCUCGAUGCCCAGCUCAGCAACCUCGACCGUGUCUUCAAGCAGUCAUUGGCGCGCCCAGACAUGCCCUCGGGCGAGAUCAACAACCUCUCCUCGCAGAUCAUGACCGGCUACCGUGGCCUCGUCGGCCGCGUCAAGGCCAUCAAGUCGAAGCCCGACUCUGGUCACCCAAGAAACGCUCCACAAGUCGGCAAGGUCGACCGCAGACUCAAGGCGACCAUCAACAAGUACCAACAACUCGAGUCGGAUUUCCGAAGGGAUUCACAAGCAGCUGCCGAGCGCCAAUACCGCAUUGUGCGCCCAGAUGCUACCGAACAGGAGGUCCGCGAUGCAGUAUCAGACCCCGAUGCGCCCAUCUUCCAGCAGGCUCUCCUUAACUCAGACCGCCGCGGCCAAGCCUCAUCCACCCUCCGCAACGUCAAAGAGCGCCACGAGGCCAUUCAGAACAUAGAACGUCAAAUGGUCGAGCUUGCCCAGCUAUUCCAGGACCUCGACCAGAUCGUCCAGGAGCAAGAGCCGCUUGUCGCCAACAUCGAGCAAAAGGGCGAGGAGAUCCACGAUAACGUCAAGGCUGCCAACGUGGAGAUCGACGGUGCCAUUGUCAAGGCCCGCAGCCGCAACCGCAAGAAGUGGUGGUGCCUGCUCGUCCUCCUGCUCAUCAUCAUCGUCGUUGUUGUCAUUGCUGUGGUUGUCACACAAGUCAACAAGGCCGCUGCCAACACCGUUGCGUAA